CGGUUUCUAUCCGCCAGACCAGUGAGUCUUCCAAGUAACCCUGCAGUGUCUCCGUCUCAAACAAAAUGGCGUCACCCUUACUUGUUCUCCUGUUCUUGGGGUUUAUGUUGGAAGUGAAGUGUUUCCCGGCUGCUGUCAACGAGUCCAUCUCUUCAAGAAACUUUAAGGAAAAUAGACUGCUGACCGUACUAGGGAGAAGAUUCCACUUCAACAGUGAAGAAGUGGAAGCGACAAAGGAUCUGAUAGAAGAUGAGGAGAACAACAUUGACCCUGAACAAGACGAAAUAAUUUUCCGGCUCCAGGUUGAAGAAAUUGUGAGAAAACUAAGGACGAUGAGCGAGGAGGAAAUGCAAAGAAUAAAAAUGGUUUUUGUUCGUAAUAUGGGGCCGGACAGGGCAGAAGAGGUCUUUGGAAUUGCAGAAGAAAUAUUUGCGAGGGAAAAAGAAGCAAAUGAAGAGUUGCAAAAAUCGUUUCAACUAAACGAAGGAGAAGAGGAGGCUUUUGAGGAACUCGUUGAGGAUACCAAAGAUGGAAGGGAUCCCGAAACUGAAGAUAUGGAGUUCAAGCUCGGACUUUAUGAACUGGCAGAUGGAUAUGACCAACUGUCCCCGGAGCAGAAAGAGAGAUUUAGAGACCUGGUGGAGCUAGAAUUCGGAUCGGAGGACGCAGCCUGGAUAUUCCAAGAAAUCAUUAAGAUCCAGGAGGAAAUUAAGACAUUAGAAGCGAACCCGACCGGAGACAAUGGCAUCAGCUUAGCCAAGGAGAAAGUCGACAGGGUAGCUGACGAUCAGGAAAACAAGGUGUUUUGGGGUGAGUUACAUGUGGACGUGUAUGAUGAGAGAAGUGAAGGCAAUGACACAGACAACGGCGUGGAAGAAUUUGAAAACUCUAAUUCGGCACAGGCUGCAGGUGCAGAUUUUACCCAAGCACAGUCUGCAGGUGCAAAUCCUGCUCCAGCACAGUCUGCAGGUGCAAACCCUGUUCAAGCUCAGUCUGCAGGUGCAAACCCUGUUCAAGCUCAAUCUGCAGGUGCAAACCCUGUUGCAGCACAGACUGCAGGUGCAAACCCUGUUCAAGACCAGACUGCAGGUGCAAACCCUGUUCAAGAACAGUCUGCAGGUGCAAGCCCUGUUCCAGCACAGUCUGUAAAUGCAGAUAUAAAUUCUCCUGAAGACCCGGCUACAGAUGCAACCCCUACUCAAGCACUGACGGAGACAUCGAUAGAAAGCACAUCAAUAGAGGUCAACGAUGAUGGAAAUAUCACUGAUAUUGGCCGUGAGACAAUAAAAACUGAAGCUAACGUCACACUUAGUAACGUGGAUAAUAUUCCAGCAGCGCCAACUCCAGUGAUCAGUGUCAUCACCACCACCCCAGCAGGGAAAGACGUCGACAGUUCAAUGGCGUCCGUCAAAAAUAUAGCAAACACCACCUCCACGGCACAAACUAACCUCAUGAUCACUAUCUCGGAAAAUUCAUCCAUCGGGGGAUCUCCUACAAAGUGGGAAAAUACUUCAGAUGCACCAACCGCAGUUUCGAAUUCAAGCAGCACUGCUACUUCUACCAGCCUGAACUGAACCUGUUGGACGGCAUCCGCUAGGGGACCAUGGAGAACAUGGGGGCCGCAUCAAACGUCUGAUAGACAGCGAACAUGAGAGAAACAAAGUGCUUUUUGGUCGCUAGUAGAAUGUGCAGGGAUUGUGCCGAUAAACGUCACCUGUCAUUUCAAUCAAAAAUGGGUUUGCAAGUACAAGGCAUGGUGUAGCUUUUGCACAUGAUGGCAAUCUCCUACCUGGCAGAUCGAAGAAAUCUACCCUACUCUACUCCAUUCUACUCUACUCUACUCUACUCUACU
Branchiostoma floridae (Florida lancelet) is the source of this 1852-nucleotide messenger RNA. RefSeq lists its product as uncharacterized. Lineage: Eukaryota; Metazoa; Chordata; Leptocardii; Amphioxiformes; Branchiostomatidae. The transcript has 8 exons. The record is from RefSeq and is a predicted model, not a curated record. Bases 66 to 1574 code for a protein of 502 amino acids.